This is a messenger RNA of Protopterus annectens (West African lungfish), 1938 nucleotides long. RefSeq names its product zinc finger protein 84-like. Gene Ontology annotation, molecular function: DNA-binding transcription factor activity, RNA polymerase II-specific; RNA polymerase II cis-regulatory region sequence-specific DNA binding. Lineage: Eukaryota; Metazoa; Chordata; Ceratodontiformes; Protopteridae. The coding region runs from base 160 to 1716 and encodes 518 amino acids. The transcript has 4 exons. The record is from RefSeq and is a predicted model, not a curated record. Gene Ontology annotation, biological process: regulation of transcription by RNA polymerase II.
AGGCACACAGGAAGUGAGUUUUAACUUGCAUGAGCUUUGGAUCCUGUACAGAAGAAUACCUUGAUUUUUUGUGAUUGUUUAUUCUUCUUGUUUUGGCACUUACAAAAAGCAGUUGUUUAAGUUCCUGAAUACUGUGGCUGGAGACUGAAGCUAGAAAUCAUGAAGCUGGAGGUUCCAGAAAGUUUUGCAGAUGUCGCUGUUGAGUUUUCAGGAGAGGAGUGGAAGAUGUUAAAUAAACGGCAGAAAGAGCUACACAGAAAUGUGAUGGUAGAGAACUAUGAGAACAUGAUUUCUCUAGGGUAUCACAUCCCCGUGGAGCACCUUUGGGUAUACAUUAAGAAUGAUGAAACAAUUCUAUCUGCUGCCAAUGAAGGAGACAUAGUGAUGCAGGAAAUGCAGCUUCCCGAUACCAUCAGCAGGAGCACAGAUUGUACUGAGGGCUGGAGUCUGCAGUCAUCACAGGUUAAAUGCCUUGAUUCUGACCAUGAUAAAGCCUUGCUGGAGAAGAUUGUGAUUACAAGACACAGCCUGGUGCCAAGUGGAAGCAAACGUCAUAACUGUAUGGAAAGCAAAGAUGAGUUUGGCAAGAAAACUGAACUGGAAAUGCAUCUGGAACCUCAAGAAGGAAAAGAGCCAUGCAGGCUUAAUCACAGCGAUAAUUUAAUGCUUCACUUUAGUGACCUGACUGAUCAGUUCAUUUACAUUGGCAAAGGAAGAAUGAAUAUGUCAGGAAUAAAUAAGCAAGUAUACAAUAGAAAGAAACAGUAUAAAUAUGCCAUAUAUGACAGGGGUUUCACAGGUAAAGUGAAAUUAGCAGCAAAUAAUACUCCUCAUACUAGAGAGAAAGAAUUUAAAUGCACCAGCCAUGAAAAACGUUUUACACAAAAGUCCAGAGUAGACAAACUUCACUAUAACCACACUGGUCUGAAACCUUAUAAGUGUGCUACAUGUGGAAAGGGGUUUACAGAGAAGGGUACCAUGGUAAGACAUCAGUAUACUCACACUGGUCUGAGACCUUAUAAGUGUGCUACAUGUGGAAAGGGGUUUACAGAGAAGGGUACCAUGGUAAGACAUCAGUAUAUACACACUGGUCUGAAACCUUAUAAGUGUGCUACGUGUGGAAAGGAGUUUACAUGGAAGGGUGCCUUUGUAACCCAUCAGUAUACACACACUGGGCAGAAACCUUAUAAGUGUGCUACUUGUGGAAAGGGUUUUAAAGAGAAUAGUGCCAUGAUAAAACAUCAGUAUACACACACUGGUCUGAAACCUUAUAAGUGUGCUACUUGUGGAAAGGGGUUUACACAGAAGGCUACCAUAGUAAGUCAUCAGUAUACACACACUGGGCAGAAGCCUUAUAAGUGUGCUACAUGUGGAAAGGAGUUUGCAGACAUGGGUGUUAUGGUAAGACAUCAGUAUACACACACUGAUCUGAAACCUUAUAACUGUGCUAUAUGUGGAAAGGGAUUUAUACGGAAGGUUGAAAUGGUAAGCCAUCAGUAUACACACACUGGUCUGAAACCUUAUAAGUGUGCUACAUGUGGAAAGGAAUUUACACGGAAGGAUAACAUGGUAAGGCAUCAGUAUAGUCACACUGAGCAGAAGCCUUAUGUGUGUGCUACAUGUGGAAAGGGGUUUAUACGGAAGGGUGACAUGGUUAGACAUCAGUAUACACACACAGGUCUGAAAUUAAAAAUUAAAUUAGAAGACAUAAAUUAAUCCUGAAAACAGCAUUGACAUCUAGGAAUAAGAUCCAAGCUAUAAACAAAUUUGCUCUUUCUGUCCUAACUUACAGUUUUGGAGUGACUGACCCCAAAAAGUGUUGGCUAGAUUAGCUAUUAAAGCAAGAAUGGUGCUUCAUGCUCAUCAAAUGAUUUAUAAAAAUCAGUGUAUACCAAGAUUAUAUGUUCCCCGUUCUGAAGGAGGGAUGGGCCUCCUUGA